AAAUUUUACAUCUUACCGACAGAUAGACAUAGACUAACCAGACUUCAUUCACAAAGAAAGUUCGUCUUCCUCUCUACUUGUCGUUGCUUGUCAGUUGUCAUUAGGAAAACCUUGUACAAUAAAAUCCGACGGUCCAAAAUUCAUCUUAAUCGCCCAAUACAUAAUUUCAUCACCCAAUACAUAUUUUCUCCGAAUUCUUAUACAAUUCAUAUUACUAUUUUUUCCGGUCUUCUCAAAUUAUAUUAGUUGACCCUCCUCAGAUCUAGGCCUAAUUUCUCCAAAUUCUCUCUUUUUCACAAAACCCAUCAUCCAAAUUUCACGGUUGUGAGGAUAUUUUUCUCUUCGAUCUACCAAUCUGUAAGUUUGAAUACUUCAAAGUUCUAAUCUUUUUAUUUGAUUCAUUCAAUUUAUAUUAUAAAGUUUUCAUUAUCAUUGUUGAUUAUUGUUAAUACUAUAGACAAUGGAUAGUAGUGGGUAUUUAGCUGUUCCUAGAGAAAAAUCUGUGGAAUUACAAUUGCAAAACAAUGAUUCAUCAUCUCUUAUACCAGUUUCUAGUAAUGGGUAUACAAAACCAACCAAUUUGAUUGAUCCAUAUGAUGGUAAUAUUGACAUUGAUGAUUCUGAAUUUGAUAAUUUUUCAAAUUAUCCCCUAAUUGUCGGUGGGAUUGGUAAAGGGUCAGGGGUUCCUGGUGCAGUUUUUAAUCUUACUACUUCGAUUAUUGGUGCUGGAAUUAUGGCUUUGCCGGCUGCAAUGGGAGUUUUAGGGUUGGGUUUAGGGAUGGUUUUGAUAGUUGUUAUCGGGGUUUUGUCCGAGAUGAGUGUCGAAUUGCUGGUGAGAUUCGCGGUGCAUUGUAAAGCAAUGUCGUAUGGAGAAGUUGUUCAGUUUGCCCUAGGCCGUCCUGCAAGGAUUUUGUCUGAGAUUUGUAUCAUUAUAAACAAUGCAGGGGUUUUGGUAGUUUAUCUGAUUAUUAUUGGGGAUGUGAUGUCGGGUUCUUAUCAUCAUGUAGGGGUUUUUGAUCAGAUGAUGGGUAAUGGGGUAUGGGAUCAGAGGAAGCUUGUGAUAUUGGUGGUUUUGGUCAUCUUUUUAGCACCGUUGUGUGCAUUGGAGAAAAUCGAUUCCUUGAGCUUAACUUCAGCUGCUUCAGUUGCUCUUGCGGUGGUGUUUGUUGUUGUCACGUGUUCCAUUGCACUUGUCAAGGCUGUUGAAGGGAAGAUUGAUCCUCCUCGAAUGACACCGGAUUUUAGUUCUAAAAAGGCGAUUUUGAAUCUGCUUGUGGUGAUCCCGGUGAUGACAAAUGCAUAUGUUUGCCACUUCAAUGUUCAGCCUAUUUAUAAUGAACUUGAUGGACGUUCUCCUCAAAAGAUGAAUCGUGUAGUACGAAUCACAACACUUGUCACUGUACUGGUUUAUGGUUUUACUGCCUUUUCUGGAUAUUUGCUUUUCGGGAAGAACACCGAAUCUGAUAUUCUCACCAAUUUUGAUACAGAUCUUGGAGUUCCCUACAGUGCUGCCCUGAAUUAUAUCAUUAGGAUAGGAUACAUUCUUCACCUUGUUCUUGUUUUCCCAGUUAUUCAUUUCUCACUACGGGAGGCAGUUAAUGCCUUGUUUUUUAGUGAUUCAUCCCUUUCAGAGAGUAGGAAAAGGCUUUACAUACUAACUACGGUGUUGUUGGCCUUGCUUUAUCUUGGUUCAACAAUGAUUCCGAGCAUUUGGACUGCUUUCAAGUUCACAGGGGCGACAACAGCAGUAUCGUUAGGUUUUAUUUUUCCAUGUCUUAUUGCAUUACGGCUGGAUGGGAAAGGACAAAGUUUAACCAGUGGAGAGAAGUUUUUCUCAUGGACCAUGUUGGUAGUGGCUGCAAUGGUUGGUAUAAUUGGAGUGAUUGGCAAUGUUUACGGGCUCCAAGACCAUUCUUAAAGAUCUUUUAAAUAUUAGGCUUCUUUUAGUUGAUAUUCUUUGGGAUGAUGAGGAGACUUAUACAGGUUAAAUCACAGAUCUACUUCUGCUGUGGAAAUUUGAGGAACCCCUGGAACUGGGGAAUGUACUACUAAUCAUUGAGUUUGUCCAGAUGUAAAUUGUUCUUUAUGGGCCAUAACCAUUGUUUUCCCAUUAUUGCAUUAUGGUUGUGGAUCCAAGGAUAAGUUUUGCUCGAUAUUUGAGGUUGUGAUCGAUUGUAUGAAAUCGGUUUGAUGGCUUGACAUGGAAGUGGAGACUCUUAACUCUCAAGAGAAUUGCUACAUCUGCUUCAUCAACGUACGCGCGUGUUCUUAGCACCAGUUUGCUUGUUAUCCCUCAAACUCCAUUUUGUGUAAUAUGUCUAGCCUCAAGUAUUCGUUCAUUCAUUCUUAACAGGUCAUUGAUGUGCCCCAAAUGCAUUAUCUGUAUCUCUUGCCUGAUUUUUGCGUGGGAAACUGCGGAAUAAAUGUUAUAAUGAUAUUCUUUCCAGAUGCAGAAUCUGAUCAGUCUGUUACUUUAAUAGCAAGAUUUGGAAUAUACGUUUAGCUUUGCAUCAA
Molecule: messenger RNA, 2514 nt
Organism: Beta vulgaris subsp. vulgaris (sugar beet)
Lineage: Eukaryota; Viridiplantae; Streptophyta; Magnoliopsida; Caryophyllales; Amaranthaceae
Product: amino acid transporter AVT6E
Exons: 1
Coding region: 461-1918 (485 amino acids)
Biological process (GO): amino acid transmembrane transport
Molecular function (GO): amino acid transmembrane transporter activity
Source: RefSeq, a predicted model, not a curated record